Messenger RNA from Daucus carota subsp. sativus, 2103 nucleotides. RefSeq names its product protein PLASTID TRANSCRIPTIONALLY ACTIVE 14. Gene Ontology annotation, biological process: thylakoid membrane organization; chloroplast organization; peptidyl-lysine monomethylation. The transcript has 12 exons. Gene Ontology annotation, cellular component: chloroplast thylakoid; plastid-encoded plastid RNA polymerase complex. NCBI's taxonomy places the organism in Eukaryota, Viridiplantae, Streptophyta, Magnoliopsida, Apiales, Apiaceae. Gene Ontology annotation, molecular function: protein binding; protein-lysine N-methyltransferase activity. The record is from RefSeq and is a predicted model, not a curated record. Bases 136 to 1620 code for a protein of 494 amino acids.
UUCGAAAUCAGUUAAAGUGGAUAACGUUUGUGUCCAUAGCCUAAAUCUCACUCUCUCCCUUCUUUGAAACAUGAAAAUCCCAACAUUACUAUAAACCCCUGCAGAGAUUAUACAUACAUACAUACAUACACAAAGAUGGGUUCUUCAGUUGUUUUUCAACAAUGUCUGAUUUCAAGUCUCCAUUAUCAACAACCCAAUCACCAAUUUGUCAAACAAAACUGCCCACCAUCAAGAACUGUACGGACCACUCAGGGAUAUGGCGGAGCCACUAGAGCUUCUGCUGCUGCGCUUGAAGCUACAACCCCCGCUUCUUCUUCUCCAGCUUCAUUUCCUCUGCUUAACCCCCCUGCUGAACCCCAAGAUUCACCUGCUUCUCAGUUGGAAUUAGCGGAUCCAGACUUCUAUAGGAUAGGAUAUGUUCGAAAUGUUAGAGCAUAUGGAGUCGAAUUUAGGGAAGGCCCUGAUGGAUUUGGAGUCUAUGCCUCUAAAGAUGUCGAGCCUCUUCGCCGAGCCAGAGUGAUUAUGGAAAUUCCCUUGGAAGUGAUGUUAACCAUUAGCCAAAAGCUUCCAUGGAUGUUUUUCCCAGAUAUCAUACCACUGGGUCAUCCAAUAUUUGACAUUAUCAACUCGACCAAUCCAGAGACAGAUUGGGACCUGAGGUUAGCAUGUCUUCUUCUGUAUGCAUUUGAUCGAGAUGAUAACUUUUGGCAGCUUUAUGGUGACUUUCUUCCCAGCGUCGAGGAGACUACUAGCUUGCUUCUUGCUACGGAGGAGGACCUAUCAGAGCUGCAAGAUCAGAAUCUAGCUUCAAAAAUGAGAGAGCAGCGAAAGAGAGCAUUAGAAUUCUGGGAAAAGAAUUGGCAUUCUGGUGUGCCACUUAAGAUAAGGCGCCUGGCUCCUGAUUCUGAGAGAUUUAUUUGGGCUGUGAGUAUGGCGCAGUCUCGAUGCAUUAACCUGCAAGUGAGAAUAGGUGCACUAGUUCAAAAUGCAAAUAUGUUCAUUCCUUAUGCUGACAUGCUGAACCACUCAUUCCAUCCAAAUUGCUUUUUCCAUUGGCGUUUCAAGGAUCGCAUGCUUGAGGUGAUGAUAAAUGCAGGACAACGGAUCAGAAAAGGAGACGAGAUGACAAUUAAUUACAUGAGCAGACAGAAUGAUAUACUUAUGCAAAGUUAUGGAUUUUCAUCACCUGUGAAUCCGUGGGAUGUCAUUCCAUUUUCAGGCAAUGCACAGAUCCAUUUGGAUUCCUUUUUGUCAGUCUUCAACAUAUCCGGGCUUCCUCAGGAAUAUUAUCAUAACCCAGGUCGGCUAUCAAAUGAUGGAGAUAGUUUUGUUGACGGGGCAGUCAUUGCAGCUGCAAGAACAUUGCCUACUUGGUCAGAUGGUGAUAUACCUCCUAUUCCUAGCGCAGAAAGGAAAGCUGUGAAGGAGCUACAAGACGAAUGUCAACAGAUGCUUGCUGAGUUUCCCACAACUUCUGUGCAAGACCAGGAAAUUCUAGACUCAAUGCUGGAAGCUAGAAAAACGCAUGAAGUCGUUGUCAAGUAUAGAUUGCACAAGAAAUUACUCAUAGAGAAGGUUAUCCAAGCAUUAGAUAUUUAUCAAGAACGGAUAUUGUUUUAGAGUGGAUAAAGAGUUGUUUGUCAUCAACAGUUUGCGUACUGUUCGCCAUGAUAUAUCAGCACGUAGAUUUUAAGCAGGUUCAAGUGUAAAAAUGGCAAUCCCCUACAGCUACUCGUGACAUUUCAUUGUGUACUAGGUAGUCAUUGCUGGUUGAUGCAAUGAUUUGGGGUCCUGGUAAUGAUACACAAGUCUCAGUAGAUCCAUCCACAGCUUGUUGCAGUUUGUAAGGGCUAAAGAGGAUGUUCAUAAGAAAAUCGGUUUUAGAAAGUUUUUGGAUGCCUUGCCCUGCAGAGUUUAUAGGGUCUUCUUGGAAGUUUUGUGCUAGAUGGGUGGUUGGGUAGAAACUUCGUGUGGAGUAUUUUUGAGCUAGUGUAACACUCACGUUUUGUUCUUAAAGAGACAUGUGGUGUGUUCAUGUACUUGACAUAUUCAUUAGGUUCUAGGAGUUAAAUUUAAGAAAAGUAGUUAAUUUUUUUUUUUUGA